AUUAUCAAUCUCCUGCUUAUUAGAUACCAAAUGUUAACUAUGUUUUUUUCUAUCCUCAAGUAGAACAGAAAAAGAAAGGCCGGUCUACUAGUGGGCCUCUGUCUGUGUCUCAUUGGUUGAACCGCAACAUGUUCGGUCCGAUGGAGCCCAAAUAUGGAAGAAGAUACACACCAAACUCGAAGCUUCUUUCUCAAACUUUGUCGCCGAAGACUAGAGAAUCUUUAAUUUCCUUACCCAGAAACCAGAUUCACACCCAACCCCCCUUCUUCGAAAGAAGACAAGCCAUGUCGGAUUCUUUAGUGACGGCGAUAUACAGUUGGUUCACACCGACAGUACUAUUCAUCUUCCUCAACUUAAUAAUUGGCACCAUUGCAAUUUCCUCUUCUCUAUCUUCCAAAUCCAACGAUCCAAACCAAACUCAGAUCCAACGCUCUCCUUCCGUGAUUCACCGUCUCAAGUCCAUUAACUUCUCCUCUUUCACUUCCCCACCUGACAAAACUCAUCUCCAGUUCCCUCCUGUCGCAACAACUCCAGACAUCGACAAAGAACCAGCUUCCAUCGAACAGAACCAGCCUUUUCUUUCUAGAUCUCCUUCUGUUCUCCACCGAAUCAAAUCUUUCAACCUCUACAAUUACAUUUCUCAAGAACCCAUCACCGUCGCUGAAUCGCCGCCGCCGCCGCCGCAACCGUCUGUCCCCGCCGUUGAGGAAGAGGAAGACACAAGUCCGAGCCUUGAGGAGGUUUACAGCAAGCUGAAUCUGCACCAUGUGGCUCGCACAAAGUCUGAUACCGAGCCAGCUGCUGGAGUUAUCCCACCGAAGCUUCCCAAGAAGAUGAAGAAAUCAGCAAGUACCAAAUCUCCUUUCUCUCAUUUCGAGGAAGCGGAAGACGCCGUGGAGGCUCGUCGGCCGGAGACGGUUAGGGUCACGAGGGUGACUCCAGUGGAAGAGGCUGAUGAACAAGUAGACGCCAAAGCUGAUGACUUCAUCAAUCGUUUCAAGCAUCAGUUGAAGUUACAAAGGAUUGAUUCCAUCACCAAGUACAAGGAGAUGGUCAAGAAAAGAAACGACAAGUGAAAUAAAAAUUAUGGGGUCUUUUUAUUAAUUAUGUAUUAAUUUUGAGGACUGUUUUUAUAAUUACCUGGUUGUAUUCUCAAUUUGAUGUAAUGGUUUUUGUUCUUCCAGUGUGCUUAUCCAAUUUGUGAACUGUGACUGCUCUCUUCUUC
Molecule: messenger RNA, 1225 nt
Organism: Brassica rapa (field mustard)
Lineage: Eukaryota; Viridiplantae; Streptophyta; Magnoliopsida; Brassicales; Brassicaceae
Product: pathogen-associated molecular patterns-induced protein A70
Source: RefSeq, a predicted model, not a curated record